This is a messenger RNA of Cydia strobilella, 1092 nucleotides long. Its product is annotated as corneodesmosin-like. The record is from RefSeq and is a predicted model, not a curated record. Lineage: Eukaryota; Metazoa; Arthropoda; Insecta; Lepidoptera; Tortricidae. The transcript has 3 exons. Bases 271 to 1053 code for a protein of 260 amino acids.
GCUUACGCGUCGUUCUAUCAGUCUGUGGAUGUUAUUACAUUUGCUAAACAAAACGUCGUUAAAUCUAAAAGGAAAAGGUCUAAGAGGUUUAUGGAAGUCAUCGGUGUGUAGAGGGGAUGCUGUACCGGCAGGACAUCGCGGGCUACUCGCAGUGGGUUUUCUGAAGGCUACGGCGCGUGCCGCAUGCCAACUCCGCCGCUGACCUCGCGCGACCCUAUUAAAACAAGAAAACAUCGCUGAUCGGACAUAUUGUCUCCAAUAUCCCCAACCAUGAAGUUCAUCUGUUCGUGUUUGUGUCUGGCGGUCGCGCUGGGCAGCGCCGCGGCUGCACCCGCUAGCGGCUUCGUGUUCCCGAACGAGCGGCGGCGAGAGAAAAAACUGGAACCAGUCAUCACACCUCCUGUUCUACCUUAUAUAGAACAUUUGGAGCGUGACCCUAGCACGCUGCUUCCCAACGAGACGAAGGGAAGAAACGUGCCAUCUGAUUCAGUCAAGCCUCGCUUUGGAUUCGGUGGCGGUUUUAACGUCGCGCCCACCGGGCAUGGUGGUCUAACGGCUAGCAUAAGCAGCAGCGCCAACGGCCUCGGUUCCAGCCACUCAGCAUCCCAGUCAUUCUCGUUCGGUUUUAACGAAGGGUUUAGUGCAUCGCAUUCAGCCAGCCAAGCCUCCUCAUUUAAUGGAUUUGGCAGCGGCUUCGGCGGCAGUCAGGCCAGCAGCCAAGCGGCCUCGUUCGGCGGUUCCGGCAGUUCCCUGUCCGGCGCGGCGUCGUCUGCUUCGGCGUUCGGCGGUCACAGCGGCUCCGGCAGUCAGAGCGCCUCGCAGGCCUUUGGAAUCAACGGCCUAAACUCCUUGGGCGGAUUCCAGCCUCAUGAGGCAACCUUUGGCGAGGGUCUAUUGGACGUGAGGCACCGAGGGAUCCCCGAUUUCCCCUUCCCAGAACUUAUUGGCAGAAAUGGGAGAGGCAAAGGCAUAAGUGCUGCCAGCUUUAGAAAAUCGAGGCCUCUGAGUACCGAUAGCGACGAUUUUUUGGCAGUUCUAGUCUCUAACAGUUAAACACAAAUAUAAGUACUUACAUAGUUAGCGUUUAAGGCU